AUGCAUCCGUUCUGUUGCGUUUCAUCAAUGACAAUUAACAGCAACGAUAUGCCUCCUGCGCCGGCGCCGGUAUUUUCUACCGAUGCACAAGUUAAGAAUCGGAAUUCGGUGAUGUCAAGGACGUCGUCCACGCGUGAGGAUCAUCAAAAUAUAAUUGUUUUGAAUACUAAUUGCAGUAAUAAUCAUAGUCAAAAUUACAAUAGCCGGGAGCAGCAGCAAGUGAAGAUCAAUGAUAUAGUGGGCGAUGGCAUUUCUGGAAUUUUAUGCAAAUGGGUCAAUUAUGGUAAAGGGUGGAGGUCUAGAUGGUUUGUGUUGCAGGAUGGGGUGUUGAGUUACUACAAGAUCCAUGGGCCUGACAAGAUUUUGGUUAGUCAGGAGGCUGAAAAGGGAUCGAGAGUGAUCGGAGAAGAGUCGAUCAAACGGAUGACGAGGCAGAAUUACCACAACAAUCAUCAUAAGAAUGUAACCUAUGGUUCUUCUUCGAAAAGCCGGAAGCCCGUUGGUGAAGUUCACUUGAAGGUCUCAUCUGUUAGAGAGAGCCGAUCAGAUGAUAAAAGAUUUUCCAUUUUCACGGGAACAAAGAGGCUGCACCUGAGGGCAGAGAGCAGAGAGGAUCGAAUAGCAUGGAUGGAAGCACUACAGGCCGUGAAGGAUAUGUUUCCGAGAAUUUCCAACAGCGAGUUAAUGAUUCCUCUGGACAAUGUUUCUGUCUCAACUCUAAAGUUGAGACAGCGAUUGUUGGAAGAAGGUGUAAGUGAAUCUGCCAUUCAGGACAGCGAGCAGAUUAUGAGAAAUGAAUUUGCUUCUCUGCAGAGCCAAUGGAUGCUUUUGAAUCAGAAGCAUUCCAUGCUCACUGACACUUUGCGACAUUUAGAGACAGAAAAGGUAGAUUUGGAAAACACUGUUGUUGAUGAGAGCCAGAGACAGUUAAAUGAAACUGAAGCAUCUAGUAGAUCGAGGCAAGACAAAUACAGUGAAAGCGCGAGUGAAUCUGAAGAUGAAAAUGAAAGAGUUGAUGCGGCAGAGGAUGAUACUGAUGAAGAAGACAAUGCAUUCUUUGACACCAAGGACUUUCUAUCGUCAAGCUCUUUCAAAAGCAAUGGGUCUGACUUUAGGACAUCAUCAUUUUCAUCCGAUGACAACGAACUAUAUGCUUUUGAAGCCGAUGAUUCUAUUGAUCCUGCCAUUAGAGCUGCGGGGACUAACUUUCCUUAUGUUAAACAUCGGAAGAAACUGCCAGACCCUGUUGAGAAAGAGAAAGGAGUGAGUUUAUGGUCGAUGAUUAAAGAUAAUAUCGGGAAGGACCUGACAAAAGUGUGUCUUCCUGUAUACUUCAAUGAACCUCUCUCUUCCCUGCAAAAGUGUGUUGAAGAUUUGGAAUAUUCACAUCUUCUCGAUCGGGCUUAUGAAUGGGGAAAGCGGGGUAACAGCCUUAUGAGGAUUCUAAAUGUAGCUGCAUUUGCAGUAUCUGGAUAUGCUUCCACUGAAGGAAGAAAUUGCAAACCAUUUAAUCCACUGUUAGGGGAGACUUAUGAGGCUGAUUAUCCAGAUAAGGGCUUCCGAUUCUUCUCGGAGAAGGUGUCUCAUCAUCCAAUGGUAGUAGCAUGCCAUUGCGAGGGUACUGGCUGGAGGUUUUAUGGUGAUAGCAAUCUGAAAAGUAAAUUUUGGGGUCGCUCAAUCCAGCUUGAUCCAGUUGGUGUUUUAACCCUAGAAUUUGAUGAUGGAGAAGUUUUCCAAUGGAGCAAGGUAACAACAUCGAUAUACAAUCUUAUUCUGGGGAAACUAUAUUGCGAUCACUACGGUACAAUGCGGAUAGAAGGAAAUCGUAAUUACUCAUGUAAACUGAAAUUCAAGGAGCAGUCUAUCAUAGACAGAAAUCCUCAUCAGGUGCAAGGAAUAGUCCAAGAUAGGAGCGGAAAGACCGUAGCAACUCUAUUUGGAAAAUGGGAUGAGAGCAUGCAUUAUGUCAAAGGAGACUUCUCAUCUAAGGGAAAAGAUCACGAAUCUCUGUCAGAAGCUCAUUUGCUCUGGAAACGUAGUGAGCCUCCUAAGUUCCCUACGCGUUAUAAUUUGACACGCUUCGCCAUCAGACUGAACGAGCUUACUCCUGAGCUGAAGGAAAAGCUGCCCCCAACAGAUUCAAGGCUGAGACCUGAUCAAAGGUGCUUGGAAAAUGGGGAAUAUGAAAUGGCUAAUGCAGAAAAAUUGCGACUGGAGCAGCGGCAGCGGCAGGCCCGGAAGAUGCAAGAGAGGGGUUGGAAGCCUCAGUGGUUUGCGAAGGACAAAGGCUCGGAUACCUACCGCUAUAUUGGAGGGUAUUGGGAAGCAAGGGAACGGAGGAAAUGGGAAUCAUGCCCUGAUAUUUUUGGUCAAAUCUCUUCCGAUCAAAUAUUAGAGAGCAGCAAAUAUGCCCAUAACCCGCGUGUAUAUUACUUGGACGAAGCAACUAAGUUGGUUCAGUUGAUAUUCAUUUUGUUUCUGCGAAUUCUUCGAUUCUCUUCUCCAUCGGUCCUCGGUUUUUGCUGUGAACUCCAGAAAAGUUGA
Messenger RNA from Fraxinus pennsylvanica, 2544 nucleotides. NCBI's taxonomy places the organism in Eukaryota, Viridiplantae, Streptophyta, Magnoliopsida, Lamiales, Oleaceae. The record is from the annotation of a GenBank genome assembly.